This is a messenger RNA of Vicia villosa (hairy vetch), 2986 nucleotides long. RefSeq names its product putative disease resistance RPP13-like protein 3. The transcript has 3 exons. Gene Ontology annotation, biological process: defense response to other organism. The coding region runs from base 1 to 1734 and encodes 577 amino acids. The record is from RefSeq and is a predicted model, not a curated record. Lineage: Eukaryota; Viridiplantae; Streptophyta; Magnoliopsida; Fabales; Fabaceae.
AUGUCAAAUAUAGAUGAUGAAAUACCGGUUCAGGGUCGGUCAAGGGUAGAAGGGAGGACUAUCACUGAUCUUCAUCACUAUCGUGCAGAAAUUUUUUAUGUAGCUAUUGACAAAAUAUGUGUCGAGAUGGAUCACCGCUUUAGUGAAGGAAGUAACAUUAUCCUUGAUUGCUUCUCAUGUCUUGACCCCAAAAACUCUUUCUCCAAGUUUGAUGUUGAUAAACUUGCUCGUUUUGCUGAUAUUUAUCAUGAAGACUUUUCUGAUGAUGACCAUGGAACAAUAAGAAAUCAACUUGAAACUUAUGUUCUUCAAGAAUCUGCUAAAACGGCAGAGCUUAUUGUUCUCAUCAUGGCGCUUGAAUUGGCUAAAGAUAAGAAUUUUGAUAAGUUAUGGGUUGAAAAGGAUUUAAGUUAUGAUCAAAUGCCAUCCAUUCUAAAACAAUGUUUUGUUUACUUUUCCCUUUAUCCCAAAGAUCAUAUCUUUAAUAGUCUUGCAAUGUGUGAACUUUGGGUAGCCCUUGGAUUAGUUCAAUCCCGAAAUGGAAGAGAAAAGCUAGAGCAUGUUGCAAGAAAAUAUAUUGAUGAGUUACAUUCAAGAUCAUUUAUUCAGGAUGUCAAUGACUUAGGCUUCUUUUGCCAGUUCAAAGUACAUCAUUUGAUACAAGAUCUUGCAUUGUAUGUUGCAGGAGACGAGUUUGUGGCGGUAAACUCACAAACUCGACAUAUACCUCAACAAGCAAGGCAUUUAUCAUUUGUUGUUGAAGAUAAGUCAUUUGACCAUGCUUUGUUCCCAGAGUCUAGAAGUGUGAGAAGCAUACAAUUUCCCAUCAGGGGAAUGGGUCUUGAGAGUGAAAGUGUUCUGAACACAUGGCUGUCAAAGUAUAAAUACUUGCGUUAUUUAAAUUUAAGUAACUCUUCUUUUGAAACUGUGCCCAAAUCAAUUGCAAAAUUAGAACACCUGUGUUUUCUCAAUAUUUCUCUUAAUCAAAAAAUCAGAACACUGCCAAAUUCCAUUUGUGAACUUCUAAAUUUGCAAGUUUUGUCGUUUCAAGGAUGCACAAAGCUUGAAGAGUUGCCUAAAGGGUUAGGAAAGUUGAUUAGCCUCCGAAUUCUGUGUGUUAGUACAAAACAAUCUACUCUACCAUACUAUGAAUUCGCUAGCUUGAACAAUCUUCAAACUUUGAUUUUUAAGGAUUGUGUCAAUCUAAAGUUUUUAUUCGAACAUCCACUCCCUUCUGUUGAAAAACUGCAUUGUAUUUCAUGUGAGAGCCUGGAAAGCUUACCUCUCAAUACUUUUCCUAAACUACAGACAUUGUAUAUUCAUGGUUGUCAGAUGUUAAACUUGUCAUUGGAGAAUGAAAACUCAAUCCAAAAGCUGAGGAUGAAACAUUUGUAUCUCAUUGAUUUUCCAAAGCUUCUAACACUGCCUCAAUGGAUUGUAUGUGCCGGGGACACUUUAGAGACCUUUUAUAUUAUCAAGUUUCCCAAUCUUCAAAUGCUUCCUGAGUAUCUCACUACAAUGACUCGUCUUAAGAGGAUCGGUAUUAUUAGUUGUUCUCAAUUAUUGAGUCUUCCAACAAGUGGAUGGGAUCACCUCACUGUACUUGACGAUUUAUUCAUAUGUGAGUGUCCUGAAUUGUACCAAAAAUGUCAGCCUCAUUCUGGUGAGUACUGGCCCAUGAUUCGUCAUAUUAAAAACCUUCACAUUGAAGAAGGAGAAAAGGAGGAGGAAUGAAGUCAUCAACCUUGGAAGGUAAACAUUAUUUUGUGUUAUCAAAUAAGUGUUGAAAAAAAAAGUUAGAGCUGAAAUUGCAUCAACUGUCAAAGUGAUAUAGUUUCAUACAAAAAAUAUAUAGUGAAGAAUGUGAGUAAAACAAAGUUGAGUGUUUUGAAAGAAAUGUUAUCUUUGUGCAAUGUCAAGAUAGAUGAUGAGAUUGGAGUGGAAAAGGGAUAAGCAGCUUGAGGAGACACAGAGGAGAGCAGAUCAAUGGUUGAUGGCAUUUGAGAACAUGAAUGUCUAAUAGUUGUUUUUAUUAUAGGCUUGUUGUAUCAUAUGGUUCACAAAUGAGAUAUGUCUUGCAUAAUACACAAGUUAAUUUCUAACAUUUGAUCAAAUAAGAUUCUGAGAUUUAUUGAUCUAAUGGUAAAAAAAUAAACCUGUAUUAUGGUGUAAGACUGUCUUACUUGUGCAUAUUAGACAAAGUCUUUAUUGUAAUGUUUGAUGUAUCUUAAGAUUUCAAAAUAUUUAUUUUGUUUCAUGUUUGAUGUAUUUUAAGAUUUCAAAAUGUUGAUAUCUUUUAUGUUAUAUUAACAGUUCUCAAAAACAUACCUACGAAAACAUUUGUUCUGAUUUAACAGACCAAAGUUUUCUCCGUUCCAAUCAAUUCUUUCCUGCUGAAUCAAUGGAGGAAUGGUUUAUCUCCCCCAUGUUUUUAGAAAAAGGACUUAUUUUCUUCCUAAAAUAUUGGAUACAAUUGUAAAAUAAUAUGUUUCACUUAAGAACUAAAAAAGAUGAUGCUAUACUCAAUUUGAGUCUCUUUAAGUAAAACAUGUGUAUGAAAACUCAUAAUUUUUCAUUUGUUGAAUCGAAAGUGAUUUAAAGUGGCAUGACAAACUUCUCAUUAGAGAAUAGAAAUGUUUCCAGCUGUAGAAGAGAUUAGUUUAAUGCUAUACAUUUGAUAUUAUACAAUAUUUCAUAUUCUCUGAUAAAUGAUUGAUAACCAAACCAGCAACGCAGGAAAGCAAAGCUUAUCUAUAUUCUAUAUGAUGUUGCUAACUCGCUCCUAGGGAAACUAGCUUUUCUUUGGAGCACGGGUACUCCAUUUUAGGUAAAGUACGGGUACCAAAUACGUACCAGGUAUUGAUAUGCGUACGGUAUGCAUCAAAACGAUAUCAAUUUAUUUUAUUUUCAAGUCGGUACACCAAUCGAUAUAUAUUUAGUUUGGUACCACGUACCCAACUUUUUAUUGUUUUUUCAGAUGCUAUAA